Closterium sp. Yama58-4 is the source of this 594-nucleotide messenger RNA. The record is from the annotation of a GenBank genome assembly. Lineage: Eukaryota; Viridiplantae; Streptophyta; Zygnematophyceae; Desmidiales; Closteriaceae.
AUGCUCCUUCGCAGUGCCACGGCGUUCAGCGUGCAUCAGAUCCUGGUGGUGGGUCGGAGGGAUUUCAGCGCGUUCGGAAGCCAUGGAGCCGCAGAUCACGUCUCGCUGAAGCAUUUUAAUACUCUCACAGACGCCAAGUCUUACCUCCAGGAGAGGGAGUGCAGCAUAUGCGGAGUGGAGAUAGUGGACAAUGCGCGCCCCAUACAGUCACACCCAUUCACUGGCAACACUGCUUUUCUCCUUGGAAACGAGGGCACAGGACUCUCCUCCUCGGAGCUAGCUGUGUGUGACUCGUUUGUCUACAUUCCACAGCACGGCCCCGGGACUGCGUCCCUCAACGUCAUUGUCGCAGCCUCCAUCGUCCUGCACCACUUUGCAGUGUGGGCCCAGUACCCUGAGCGGGAGCGGGAAGGUGCGAAGUUUUCAGUGGCUGCCCGGCCACUGAGAAGAGGCCCUCGCAAUCGCUGCCCGGAAGAUCCUGCUGAGCUGGCAGCUCGGCGCCAAGGCAGGCAGGAAGCAGCUGAUUGUGACACGUGGCAGGAUAUGGAGGAUGGGCCAUUGGGAUUGUUGGAAGGGGAGGAAGGGGAAGGCUAG